Amoebophrya sp. A25 is the source of this 5596-nucleotide messenger RNA. Lineage: Eukaryota; Dinophyceae; Syndiniales; Amoebophryaceae. The record is from the annotation of a GenBank genome assembly.
CAACAUCAAGAUUAGUUACAAACUGAUGGGUCGUGGCGACAACCCUGGAGCUACGUCUGCAGAAGCAGCCGAGGAUCCUAGUGUACUAGAGCCUCCUCCCGUUCUUCCUGUUCAACGACGUCUCCCUCUCACCGUGAGCUUAGUUUGGAUUCAACAGAUGCGGUUUUGGCCCAUCUGGCGGCUGCUGCAUCGUAUUCAACUAGCCUGGCACGGGUUUCAAGUGCCAAGGAUGUUCCAUCCUGCACUGCGUCUCUUCAUGGACAACGAGGUGGAUGAGAACUCUCCUCCCGCGUUGCUGGGUGAGGAGUACUACGCGGGUGGCGUCACAGUUGGCCACAGGAAUGAUGCCAUCGAGGACGUUUUGCAGUUGGAAAGCGGGUCUGUAGUAGAAGCAGUCAAUUUACUGGAAGGUGGCCGCGAAGCCGAAGGUGGUGGAGGUAGAAGGGAAUGUAAUACUAAUGCUGGUGGUCGUGGUGAUGCUGCUAGUGUCCAGAGCUGCGUCGCAUCAUCCUCGCGGGCUGAAAAACACCAUCAAGCGAAAUCGUCUCGAGUGACGCUAGACAAUAUAAAUCUGAGUAAGGCCGACCGGGAACGGUUCGCCAAGCAAUUAAAAGUGGACGAUCAGGAUAGCGGGGGCCGAUGGUGGUGGGCGCGCUCCCUGGCCCCGGGAAAACUCUGGACAAAACGGUCUGAGCAAGGCAUUGCCCGGGGACCAAGUCGUCUAACUCGUCUACUCUCGAAGAAAGACCAAGCUCUACCAGAAAAGAAGGUACUUUACGGCUUGCUGUAAUGCAUCUUCCGACGCAUCUUUCUAUUUCUUGACCCCUUUGCUUCGUAAGGGAAAAACAGGUCAGAGAUGCUUCUCAAGAUGGAUAUGGGUAAGGUCUAAGUACUGUUGACCUCGCAGUUGUGGCAAGAUGGUUGGGUCCUGGAUACCUACAACUGUUCCUCGUUUAUGCAGAAAAUGCAACGAGUGGAGAUUCAAUAUCCUUCUCUGGUGGAAGAUCCCGAUUCGCAGCUCCUGAAAGACUCCACAGGUAUCGCCACACCAGCCACGUCAACGACUGAAGCCUCAGACUCUGUAGAUGUAGUUAACCUGUAUAAAACAUCCUGGACAACCUCUACUUCUACGAAAAAAUCAAGCUCCGAUCAUGAUUUAAAAGUUGUUGAGGAGUUCUACGUGAACAACCCGUACACGAUUCCUGCUGAAGACAACACGAUGAACAGCAACAUCGGUAUUGAAGCAGGCGAUUCUGUUGUUGGCAAGAAGACGGUGACGAACUUUGCGCAGUUUAGUUAUGUGGACAUUGCAGCUGGUGUGUCUGGCUUCGAGGUCUCCAACACGUUUUCGCUUGACGGCUUGCAUUGGCGUGGUCUGUGCGUAGAAGCCUUGCCUGUACGACGAGAGUACGAAACGAGAAGUUGCCGGGUGGACCGCGUUGCCAUUGUCUCAAGGGAGCGUUACGUCGAAGCCGACCAACUGGUAACACUCAAAGAAAGUAGUGCGACAACGAGGACAGAGAUGAAGAACUCAUCGGAGUCGGUUAGUACAUCAACGUCAAUUAUAGAGCAGCACCAGCGGGAGAGGGAAGACGCCAGCGGCGCAGGCUCAGGAACUUCAUUGGGUGAACAAGAAGGACAAAAAGUGGAUGCUGCGACGGACUAUGAAGGAAAGUCCUUACUCUCUGAAUCGGAACGCAUAUUUCGAUACCCUUUGAGUGCGAAAGCCACGCCACCUGCAGCUGAUGUCGAUGCUCGCGAGGAUUUAGUAUUCCAAGAACAGGAGCCCUUCGCUGCUUCUCUCUUUGCCCUUGUUCGUGAUCGCGCACUUUCUCCAGUAGAGCCUUUCAUUAAGAGUAGGCUCCAGCUUCGGCGUUUCUGCUACUGUUUGUUAUGGCUCUCGGAAGGGAGAAAAGCAUAACAAAGGGGGAACACGAGCAGAAACGCCGUCCUAAUCGAUCCCUCUAAUUUCAAAGUGGUAACCGCAUUGUUUCGAUUUUUCCGAAAUCAAAAUGGAGGGAGCGCGUCAGGAGACGGGCUGGUCACGCACGACGAUCACAACUCGAAAGUAUCAGAAGCAGAGGAGAGAGAACUCAUAGCUAUGCUACUUGCAACUUAUUUUACCAGUGACCUAGAAUUUGAACAUAUUUAUAUUUAUAUACUAGCCUCCACAAGCUUCGCCCGGCUUCAAGUUAGUUUAGCACUUUCCUGCGGCCUCCCACGGGCUACAGCCGCUAGAGUAGAGACAGCCCGCGGGUGAGCUGUUGCACCUUACGAAUUGACUACGACAAGAGCCGAGUGCCGGCGGUGGCCGACUCAGAUGCGUCGACUCAUGUGCAGGGCAUUGCGCUGCCUUCGGUUUUUUUUUGAGAUUGCCGGGCGGGUCAUGCAAAUUCUUAAGAAUUUGCAAGACCCCCACGGCAGUCCAACAAAAAAACCAGAAGAGAGCCACCAGACACGCACAAGAAUCCGCAAGCCCCAACGCACGCAAGCGCCUCGCGGUGGCGCCAGGCAAGAACGAGAGGCGACCUUGAUGGGCCAAACAAGACAAAGCAACGCAGGGCCGCGCUGCUUGGGUCUCUCUACGCGCUUACACCUGGCGGGGCUUCUUUGUUUCGUCAGAUGUCUCGCGUCAGAAACAGACGGGCGCACUUUGCGGGGCCGUGCGGCGUCGCGCUUCGGGCUGUGGCUGAAGCCUCUCGGCUGGCUGACGUCUUUCACCAAGCUGGAGACUAAGGCCCUCCAUCAGGCUGAUGCCGUUCGUCAGAGCAACGCUCUGCGCCAGGCUGGCGGCGUUCGUCGGGCAGGCCGGCGCCCCUCGGCAGGCGUCUUGGGUCAGGCUGAGGCUUUUCGUCAGGGUCGGGCGACGUCUCUCGUCAGGCUGAAGCGCUUCGCCUGGCUGACAUUCCUCGCCGGGCCGAGACUCACGCCUUUGGUCAGGUUGAUGGCUUGCUUCAGCUCGGCGCCGUUCGUCAGGCUGAUGCACUCGCCAGCCAGGUGAGGCCUCUCGCCAGGCCGGCGCAAUGCUUCGCCAGGCGUCUGCCUUGCGUCGGAACAGGUUGAGCGGGGCCUCUCUUCGGGCUCCUGUGGAUGUCUCUCCUUCGUAAGGUUGAUUCCGUUCUUUCGUCGGACUGACGUGCUUCGCCAGAUUGACCGCGUUCGCCGGACUGACGUCCUUCGCGAAAGGUCUUCGCUAUCUUCAAGGGCCUCGCGCCACAGGGAGGCCCCGCGUCAGUUUUUCUGGCGGAGGUCGUUCGUCAGAUGUCUGCUGUCGUGGGUCUCACUCUUGUCUUGUCGGAGGUCUUGGGCCCAAAGGUCGUCUUCGGUCCAAAGGUCGGCUUUGGUCCAAAGGUCGUCUGUGGUCCAGAGGUCGUUUUUGGUCCAAAGGUCGCCUCCCUUACUUUGGUCCAAAGGUCGCCCUACUUUGGUCCAAAGGUCGCCCUACUUUGGUCCAAAGGUCGCCCUACUUUGGUCCAAAGGUCGCCCUACUUUGGUCCAGAGGUCGAAGGGUCGCCUUACUUUGGUCCAGAGGUCGUCCUACUUUGGUCCAGAGGUCGGCGCACUUUGGUCCAAAGGUCGGCUUACUUUGGGUUUGGUCCAAAGGUCGCCUUACUUUGGUCCAAAGGUCGCCUUACUUUGGUCCAAAGGUCACCUUACUCUGGUCCAAAGGUCGCCCUACUGUGGUCCAGAGGUCGCCGCACUUUGGUCCAGAGGUCGCCUGUGGUCCCGCGGUCGUCUUCGGUCCCAAGAUCGUCUUUGGUUUCAAGGUCGUCUUUGGUCCCAGUGUCGUCUUAAGUCCCAAGGUCUCCUGUGGUCCAGAGGUCGCCUGUGGUCCAAAGAAAGGUCGCCCCUGGGUCAAAGAUCGCCUUUGGGUCAAAGAUCGCCUGUACUCCAAAGGUCGUCUUUGGUCCAAAGGUCGCCUUUAGUCUGAAGAUCGCCUUUAGUCCGAAGAUCGCCCUUGGUCCAACGAUCGCCCUUGGUCGAAAGCUCGUCUUUGGCCCAAAGAUCGGCUUUGGUCCAUAUGUCUUUGGUCCAAGGUCUUUGCCCUUUCGGUGGGCGGUCUUUCGUUGGCUGUCUCUCUUUGGACUUUUCUCCGCAGCUUGCGCCCCCACCCCCGUCGGCCAUUUUUCUGCCUUCUUUUCUGGUGGUCUGCCACGGGGCCGCAACGUAAAUCCCAACAAGGAAACGGCCGGAGGCUAUCAGGCUUGAGAAUGAGGGGAAAGGGCAGGAGGCUAUGGGCAAUAGCUUCGCGAAAGAAGCUGACUAAUCUUAAUAAUAUAGGUUAAUAAUAUAGAUUAAUAAUAUAGACUAAUAAUAUAGAUUUUUUUUUUGUUAUGUUUUUUAUCUAUCAACUUAUAAUAAUUGAAGAAGAUUAAGCACCUAGUCUACUGAUUGCCUAGAAGUCCAGGAGAUAUAUUGGUGUGGGAGGUUGAUCUCAACGUCGUGGAGGGUGUGGGAGGUUGAUCGCAGGGCGCCCGAAGGGCGCCCCGCGCGCCGGUGGGGUUCCAAAAGGUAUGCGCGCAGCAUUCGGAAGAAGCGGCAACGCCGUGGGGGAAGCAGCGCUGGAAGACGCAGGGCGCCCCCCUGCUCUCGGAGGUCUGAUAGGUCCACGAAUGGCACGGAUGGCGGAACAGAUUGAAGCCCCGGACUGGAUGCCUGCCAUUCGUUCCAACCGUUCCACUCGUGCCAUGCCAACCGGGACCCGAAACCCUAAAAAACUGCUCUGAUCCAAUUUAUAAAUACGAUUAAGUUUAAGUGUGGGUCUGUGUCUGCGAUUAUGAAACAAUACUUCAUUUUAGCGGAGUGAUCACCGGGUGGAGUUGUGCUUGGCAUGAUGACAGUUUUUCACAUUAGGCUUACCGUAGAAUUCUCAUCUGGACCUACGGUUUGCUUUUCUUCCGCAAUUCCACCGGGAAGAUGUGAGAUUUCCUGCAUAACAAAGUCAAAGAUAAAGAAUCCGCUACUCACCUCCUAUCCCUUUUGUUUCUUUUUCUUUUUGUUUUUUUAUCAAAUUUCUCUAAUUUCGAAAAGCAUGGAAUGAGCAGCGUCUCAGUUCCUGUAAUAUUGGACACCUUGUGGAAUGUAUUAGCUCGUAACUUUUUCGCGGAAUUGUCACUUGUGCGCAGGUUGCGACAUGCAGCAAAUGGAAGUAGAGUUGAUGUUGAAAGGGAACUACAAUUAUCUCCACCUUCUAUAUCUUCUUCUUCUACGACUACAUCUAGUUCUUCGCGAAGUGCGUCCUCUACUAGGUCUAGUACAGUUCUUCAGCCUCCAGGAGCUCCGAAAAAUGUGCGGUUGUGGAUCCACUAUCUGUCGCUGGACAUCGAAGGCCUAGAGCUUGAGAUUCUGGAGGAAUUGCUAGAACGGAUACCGGAAGUUCGUGUUGGGCUCAUCACAAUGGAGGUGACGACGCUAGCGCCAGGACCUAGACUUAAGGCUCAACCUUCACUGGUCAUCACUGACACCUUGAGAGAACAGGGGAAAAUGAAUGGAAAACUAGGGGAGAGGCAUGGGGCCCCUUUUCUUUCCGAAUCAGUGACCAACGAACGACUGCCGACCUUUAAUAGACAGCGAGCACGCGAGCUCUUGGAACGAC